GGUUUGCAUGGACAUUCAUCCCAUCCAUCACUUGCACACUGAAGAAGAUGGUGUCAAGCAUGGCAUCCAAAGGUCUCAUUGUGUUCGCUCUCCUGCUUGCGGCGGCUUGCCUCGUCGCCACGGCUGAAGAAACUCAGGCUAAGAAGGAAGAGGCCAAGGCUGGCGUGCAGGGCUACCACGGCGGCGGCGGAGGCUACUACGGGGGAGGUGGAGGUUACCACGGCGGCGGCGGAGGCGGGGGAUACCACGGCGGCGGCGGCGGUGGUGGCGGCGGCGGCGGCUACCACGGCGGCGGCGGCGGCGGCGGUGGUGGAGGCUACCACGGCGGCGGUGGCGGCAGAGGAGGCGGCGGUGGCUGUCGCUACAACUGCUGUGGUCGCGGGCGUGGUGGCUGCCGCUGCUGCGCGAGCCCCAACGAGAUUCCGGAGCCCAUGUACCGGGCGGAGGUCCACAACUGAGUACCGGCCAGUACCAGAUGCAGACGCCUACGUGCGAGCGUAUAUAUAGCGCCGUACCCGUACGUGGUGUUGGUGCACGUACGUGGUAAGUAAUAAUCGUACGUUACGGCCAAUAAAAAGGCGGGUGCAUGUAUGUACACAUACACGUACGCGUUGCACAGUAAUCGUGAUCCAACCUCGUAGUAUUACAUCAGGACUUUGUUCCUGUCAGCGUAUUCACCCUAUAAGACUUGUCUUUCUUGCUUAAUGUAAAAAAAAACUCUUGUGCGUGUUCACGCGAAAGACAAAUUUCAGCACUCCUUUUCUAAGUAA
Messenger RNA from Lolium rigidum, 770 nucleotides. Its product is annotated as glycine-rich cell wall structural protein-like. The transcript has 2 exons. NCBI's taxonomy places the organism in Eukaryota, Viridiplantae, Streptophyta, Magnoliopsida, Poales, Poaceae. The record is from RefSeq and is a predicted model, not a curated record. Bases 60 to 458 code for a protein of 132 amino acids.